ACCGCUCGGUGGGGUGGGGGGGUUUCGGCAGGAGUUGGUCGUUUCAGUGAUCCUCGAGCCGCCAGCUGUACGCUUGUGCUGUCCGACGGGUGGAGUUUGGCUGCAGUCCAAAAGACAAAGACAAAGUGAUGGGGGACGGAGCGCUGCUGUACCGGAGCCGGACUUAACGUGGCUGAAGGCCUUUGUGACUCUUGCCGAGCUCCCGGAUCUUCACCACACAAGAAAAACCACCUGCUGUACCCAGCUGUUUUUGUCCCAGUGUUUACAUUGUUUCCGCCAGCGGGAGGCAUUUCUCAAACCGCAGAAAACAUCUGCAACAAGGGACAGGCAGUUUGUUAGCACACCUGCCUUAAUCGUAACCCCCCUCCCCUCCUUUUCCCGGAACUCUUCUCAGCUCAGUUUCAGAAUCCAGUUCGAGGUGAAUCUACUGAAAUACUUAACACUGCCCAAGAGGGCAACAACAAGGUGGUCUCCUGUUUUUGUAAUGAUUCGCAUUUCAGUGCAAGGAGAAGCUCCAUCCCCUAGUUAUCUUGAUGAAGACCUUUUUCUGACAAAAAGGUAAAGGCCACUUGGGGCCGGGAGGUGAAGACCUGCACCUCUUCUCACAUCUGCUCAAUCCUGGGAUUUUACACUGUUUUUGAACUGAACUCAUCCAACUUUAAAGAUGGAACUCUUCUUCAAUCCUUUUGAUAACUUGGUGUGUAUCCUGCUGGGCAUCUCCUUCACCGUGUGGUUCACCCUGCUGCUGGUCUUCAUUAUUGUGCCUGCCAUCUUUGGGGUGUCCUUUGGUAUCCGGCGUCUUUACAUGAAAACACUCUUAAAGGUCUUUGAGUGGGCCACACUUAGGAUAGAGAGAGGAGCAAAAGAAAAGAAUCACCUCCUGUACAAACCCUAUUCAAAUGCUAUCAUUGCCAAGGAGCCAACCUCCUUGGAGGAGGAGAUCAAGGAGAUCCGGCGGAGCGGCAGCAAUAAAGACCUGGACUCAGCCACUGAGUUUGAGUUAUCUGACAUUUUCUAUUUUGCCCGGCGAGGAGUGGAAAGCAUCAUGGAUGAUGAAGUGACCAAGCGGUUUACUGCUGAGGAGCUGAAGUCCUGGAAUCUGCUGACCCGGAGCAACUACAACUUCCACUAUAUCAGCCUGAGGCUGACUGUCCUAUGGGGGCUGGGCCUGCUGAUCCGCUAUGGUUUCCUGCUGCCUCUCAGGGUCACUCUUGCCUUCACUGGUGUAGGUCUGCUUGUGUUCCUCACCUCUGUUGUUGGGCUGCUGCCAAAUGGAAGGAUGAAGAAUUUUCUGAGUGAGAAAGUCCAUUUGAUGUGCUACAGAAUAUGCGUCAGAGCUUUGACUGCCAUUAUAACCUACCAUGACAGUGAGAAUAAACCCAAAAAUGGAGGCAUCUGUGUCGCUAACCACACUUCACCAAUUGAUGUCAUCAUCCUGGCAAGCGAUGGCUGUUAUGCUAUGGUUGGACAAAUCCAUGGCGGCUUGAUGGGGGUCAUUCAGAGAUCCAUGGUCAAAGCUUGUCCACACAUUUGGUUUGAACGCUCAGAAGUAAAAGACAGACAUCUUGUGGCCAAAAGAUUGAGCGACCAUGUAGAAGAUAAAUCUAAACUGCCUAUCCUCAUUUUCCCAGAAGGUACCUGCAUUAACAACACAUCGGUUAUGAUGUUUAAGAAGGGCAGUUUUGAAAUUGGUGCCACAGUCUACCCUGUGGCUAUUAAGUAUGAUCCCCGCUUUGGAGAUGCUUUCUGGAAUAGCAGCAAGUUCGGGAUGGUCAACUACCUUUUGCGUAUGAUGAGCAGCUGGGCCAUCGUCUGCAGCGUGUGGUACCUUCCUCCCAUGUCUAGAGAGGAGGGAGAGGAUGCAGUACAGUUCGCAAAUCGUGUUAAAGCAGCCAUAGCCAGGCAAGGAGGACUUGUCGAUCUCUUAUGGGAUGGAGGACUGAAAAGGGCAAAGGUUAAAGAUACCUUUAAAGAAGAGCAGCAGAAGUUGUACAGUAAAAUGCUGGUUGGCACCCAGGAGGACCGCAGCCGCUCCUGAAGGACCUUUAUGGAGAUGGACUGGCUCAAAGCUGGGCACCUCUUACUGAUUAGGCGAUCAGCAGCGGUCCUUUUCUGUCGGAGCCCCUGGACUGGAAAAUUCUGUCCCUGAUGUCAAAAGUACUCCAUUUGGCUUCCUCGGUCACUGCCUCAGCCUGGCAUGUUAAGUUGGCUUCGCUGUUACAGGUCAUUCUGAGUCUGCUGCCCUGUGUUGGAAUAGCUUGACCGAAGCCUCGCUUGCAUUAGAAACGGAGCAAAGGAGAGUCUUCCUUGGUGGCAGUCUUUUAAGGAAAAGUGUUUAUUUUUGUUUGUUUUUUUCUUUUUCACUUAAUCGUUUUAUAUUUUGUUUUUAAGAUUUUACAGUCAUGUUUUUAUGUUAUGUUUCCGUUUCAGACUUGAUUAUACCUGGGUGUAUAAAGGAGUUAUUGUAGAUAAAAACUAAAUUGUUCUAAAGCUGAAACCUGUGACUGACUUGGGGUUUUUCAUGACCGGCUUGUACCCUUGAUUCAGGGCACAGUGCCAGAUUUUGUUACAUUUCAGAUAUUUUUAUGGGCUUUUUUCCAAGAUGAAAAAAAAAACUUGUAUUUUAAACAUUGAGUUUUACAUUAAGACUUGUAUCAACACAUGGCCACUGUAGGAGCUGCGCUUGAGACGUGUUCCUGAUAUGCUGUCUGUGACUUCUUUUCUUUUUUUUCUCCUCUCUCCACUGAAUGUGCAAGUGCUCACAUUAUGAAGUGGAAAAUGUGCACCCACAGUUACUCUGAUGGAAGUCUGUAGAUUUAGACACCUAUUCUUCUUCCAGCUAAUAAUGUAUAACUGGAAAAAGGGAUUAUUAGGAAUUUUGUCAGCAUUGUUCCUGUAAGGCUUGUGUCACGCAGGUAGCGAUGUAAAAUCAUAACAGUGGGUCUCUUCACUAAACACAUAGAUAUAAUGGCAAAUAACCAAAACAUACUCAUACACCUUUUAAAAAUACAUCUUUUCAUUGACUUCCUGCCAUUGCAGUGAACAGUGGCUAGUUUAUUUUAAGUAAACUCUAAAAGCUAUUGUGUUUAUCUGCCCCGCCUCACCAAUGACCUUUUUCCUAACUUAGCAGCCUCAAGGAGGUUUCAUGAACAGACUGCAGCUUUACUUUGAACUCAAGAAACUUGGUGGACGGCCUCAUUGGUUUCUCCCUGGGACCUUUGUCUCACUGGUCUGCUGUUAUCAGGGAUAGUUGUUUUAGAUUAUGUCAAAUCAUUUCAUAAAAAUAAAUGUUCAAGAAUGUUCACUA
Molecule: messenger RNA, 3307 nt
Organism: Maylandia zebra (zebra mbuna)
Lineage: Eukaryota; Metazoa; Chordata; Actinopteri; Cichliformes; Cichlidae
Product: glycerol-3-phosphate acyltransferase 4
Biological process (GO): triglyceride biosynthetic process
Cellular component (GO): endoplasmic reticulum
Molecular function (GO): glycerol-3-phosphate O-acyltransferase activity
Source: RefSeq, a predicted model, not a curated record